Pomacea canaliculata is the source of this 3959-nucleotide messenger RNA. RefSeq lists its product as uncharacterized. The transcript is spliced from 23 exons. Lineage: Eukaryota; Metazoa; Mollusca; Gastropoda; Architaenioglossa; Ampullariidae. Gene Ontology annotation, molecular function: transmembrane transporter activity. Bases 327 to 3446 code for a protein of 1039 amino acids. Gene Ontology annotation, biological process: monoatomic anion transport; transmembrane transport. The record is from RefSeq and is a predicted model, not a curated record.
GUUGCUUUCGGUCUCUUUGGAACUGUUUUGAACUGGUUGCUGUCCUACCUGACUGACUGGUGGUUUAAAAGACCAGGCAGGAUUGUACAGACCUACUCAAAGACCACGUAGCCGUACUUACAAAUGACAGCUUGGAAUGUGACUUGAAGGGUGCACCACACCACAAACGCAUGUCAGGAGUCCAUUAGUCAAGGCAUGGUCUACGUGUCUGCUUGACUAUGGGACGAUGUAACAGGAACUAGCUUAAGUUUAAUCGUAGUCCUGUAAAGAAGUGAGAGGUCGACUUCGGACACAGGCAGCAGGAGCUGAAAAGCCAACAGAAAAAAAUGGCGGGAUUACCAAAGGCGCCUGCACUUGGUUCUCAGCGAUGGAACCUCGCCAUUCUGUGUUUCUUUGGAUAUGUUGUUAUGUAUGCUGCUCGAGUGAACCUGAGUGUGGCCAUCAUCUGCAUGGUGCGCACACCACGUGUCAACGUCACUUCCGCGUCACUAAGAAACGUUAGUAAACAUGGCCUCACCUCGGAAGUCAGUUCUGUUCAUCCGGAGAUGACCUCUGACACCAUUACAGCAGAGGAGGAUGGGGCUGAUCAAACUGACUGUGGUUUAAACAACAUAAAUCAAGUCCAACCUUUAAACGAUGGCGAAUUCGACUGGGACAAAGAAACACAAGCUCUCCUUUUGGCCAUGUACUUCUACGGGUACAUUUUCACACAGAUCCCGGGUGGUUGGCUGGCCGGUCGCUACGGUGGGCGGCGCGUGUGGGGGGUGUGUCAAACCAUCUGCGCCCUCAGCACUCUGGCCACGCCCCUCGCUGCACGUGCCCAUGUCUACCUAGUUUAUGUCAUUAGGUUUAUUCUUGGAUUAGCAGCGGGUGUCUCUCUCCCCUGCGUUUACUCCAUCAUGGGCAGGUGGGCGCCCAAACUGGAGAGGAGCAAGUUAAUGUCCUUCUGCGCCACCGGUUACUCAGUUGGAAACGUUCUGACCUUCUCAUUGUCCGCCCUGCUGUGUGUUUAUGGAUUUGACAACGGGUGGGGAUCCGUAUUUUACUUAACAGGUGUAGGGAACCUAUUGUGGGUCGUGGUGUGGUGUAUAGUGACGGCCGACACACCAGCUCAACACAAAUGGAUCAGCGAGGUGGAAAGGAACUACAUACAGAGUUCCAUUGGAGACACCCUCGAGAAAAAGCAAACACUACUGCUAACGCCAUGGCAAGCCAUUUUCACAUCAGUUCCUUUCUGGGCGGCUGUUAUCGCUGAAAUGUCUGUUAUAUACACUUCAUACACCCUUCUGACGUCACUUCCGGCUUUCAUGAAGGAGGUGUUGAAAUUUGAUCUCAAGCAGAAUGGCGUGUUGUCGUCCUUGCCCUUCGUGUGUGAAGCGGUGAUGUCUGUCCUGUCGGGACAGGUAGCGGACAGGUUGAGAGAGCGGGGUGUCCUCAGCACCAAGAACACUAGGAAGCUCUUCCAGUUCAUGGCGUCCUUUGGAUCCUCCAUAUGUAUCGUGUCUGCUGGCUACAUGAGUUGUACUCAGCGCCCCCUGGCGGUGUUACUACUGUGCCUUUGUCUCUUUUUCUAUGGUCUAAACAGUGCAGGCUAUAGUGUCAGCCAUUUCGAUCUCGCUCCUAGACAUGCUGGGGUGAUGUCUGGAAUAUCAAACACGGCUGCUACGGCCUCUGGAAUGGUAGCUCCUCUGGUGGUGGGUGCCCUGACACCAAACGGAACAGCUGAAGAAUGGCGUCAAGUGUUCUACGUCUGCGCCGCUGUGUCCGUUGUGGGAGCGAUGGUGUACGGCAUCUUUGCGGAGGGAGAGUUACAGAGCUGGGCGGCGCCUCCGUCUGUACAACAAGUGGUGGACUGUCACAGAGUGAAAGGGGAAGACAUCCACUCUACUUCCGACAGUAAUGAUGGUUCUUCCAGUAACGGUACCGCCAGUAUCGCCGACCUGCCGAUUACUGGAAGCAAGAGGAGCAUUUCAGAUCCUUCGCCUUCACUUGGUUCUCAGCGAUGGAACCUCGCCAUUCUGUGUUUCUUUGGAUAUGUUGUUAUGUAUGCUGCUCGAGUGAACCUGAGUGUGGCCAUCAUCUGCAUGGUGCGCACACCACGUGUCAACGUCACUUCCGCGGCUCUGAGAAACGCUAGUAAACAUGGCCUCACCUCGGAAGAAAGUUCUGUUCUUCCGGAGAUGACCUCUGGCACCAUUACAGCAGAGGAGGAUGGGGCUUAUCAAACUGACUGUGGUUUAAACAACAUAAAUCAAGUCCAACCUUUAAAUGGUGUCUCUAACCCCUGUGUUUAUGCCAUCAUGGGCAGGUGGGCGCCCAUACUGGAGAGGAGCAAGUUAAUGUCCUUCUGCACCACCGGUUACCCAGUUGGAAACGUUCUGACCUUCUCGCUGUCCGGCCUGCUGUGUGCUUACGGAUUUGACAGCGGGUGGGGAUCCAUAUUCUACCUGACAGGUGUAGGGAAUCUCCUGUGGGUCGUGGUGUGGUUUGUGGUGACGGCCGACACACCAGCUCAACACAAGAGGAUCAGCGAGGUGGAAAGGAACUACAUACUGAGUUCCAUUGGUGACACCCUCGAGAAAAAGUUAUUAUGCUUUCUUUCAUGUCAGCAAACACUACUUCCAACGCCAUGGCGAGCAAUUUUCACAUCAGUUCCUUUCUGGGCGGCUGUUAUUGCUGAAAUGUCUGUAAUAUACACUUCAUACAUUCUGCUGACGUCACUUCCGGCUUUCAUGAAGGAGGUGUUGAAAUUUGAUAUCAAACAGAAUGGCGUGUUGUCGUCCUUGCCCUUCGUGUGUGAAGCGGUGAUGUCUGUCCUGUCGGGACAGGUGGCGGACAGGUUGAGAGAGCGAGGUGUCCUCAGCACCAAGAACACUAGGAAGCUCUUCCAGUUCAUGGCGUCCUUUGGAUCCGCCAUAUGCAUCGUGUCUGCUGGCUACGUGAGUUGUACUCAGCGACCCCUGGCGGUGUUUCUGCUGUGUCUUUGUCUUUGUUUCCUUGGCCUGAGCAAUGCAGGCUUCAGUGUCAGCCAUUUUGAUCUUGCCCCUAGACAUGCUGGGGUGAUGUCUGGCAUAUCAACCACCGCAGCUACGGCCUCUGGAAUGGCAGCUCUACUGGUGGUCGGUGCCCUGACACCAAACGGAACGGCUGAAGAAUGGCGUCACGUGUUCUACGUCUGCGCCGCUGUGUCCGUUGUGGGAGCGAUGGUGUACGGCGUCUUUGUGGAGGGAGAGUUACAGAGCUGGGCAGCGCCUCCAUCUGUACAACAUGUUGUGGAAUAUCACAGUGUGAAAGGGGAAGACAUCCACUCUACUUCCGACUGUAAUGAUGGUUCUUUAAGUGACAUUACUGCUAAUAUCGCCGAUCUACCGAUUAUUGAACGAAAUACUUAUAGAGGAGGACACGAUAACUACAAGACGCACUCUGAAAUUUGUAGACCUUUGUAAUCUGUGUGCAACAAGAAAAACAAUUAAUCUAUUUUUGAUCAGUGCAGAGGAUAUUACAUAGUGCCUUUUAUGAUUUUUUAAGGCCUUGUUAGUUAUUCACAAAAGUCACACAAAAAUUCGUAUGAAUCUUUUACUUUUUUACGGCCGGCUAUUAACCACCGAACCUCAGUAAGCUGAAGAAUUUGUUGUUUGUGUAAAGUAGUCCUAUAUCUAUUGGUCAAAAACAUUCAGUCGAACACUAUUAUUCAUAAUGAUAUGACUUUGAACCUAGCAUUCUGAACUUUUGUUGAAGUUUGGUGAUGCUGGUUAUAAGCUUCUUUGGUAAACUGUUAAUAAGAUUGAUGUAUUUGAGGGGAAGGAGCAGGACUUUGUUAUUUAAAGAUGUAUUUAUCUUUGCCCUUGUUUUUAUUUGAAACCUGUAUUCAUCAUAAAUGUCUGUAGGGGAGGUAGUUGUGUAUUUCUGUGUUGGGAUCUGCCACACUUUCGGUGAAGCUAUGUCUCACACUAAUAUUG